AUGGAAAAGCUGGAGCAUGUCACUGCUUCACACUUGCUGCAUCCCUGCAAGCACCUUGCAGAAAAGAAUUUAUACCACCGAAUUCAGAAGAUCCGCAAGAUUGCUAUGUUGGAAGCAGAUUCCGCGCUUGUGGAUCUGCACACCAAGGAGCUGGCGACAGCUCAAGAAGUAUUUCGGUCAUGCAGGUUCCACAUUCAUAUCAUGCCUGCAGGGGCUAAGGACCCUCAGGUUCUGCAGCGCGAACUCAGGGAACGGUCUAAGCAUCGCCGUCUGUCUGAGUCGUUUAUGGACUUGGUGCGGGACGGCCUGAACAGCGUGGGUGAUGUCCAUGGCACCAACUUCAAGAUGAAGACCGGCUUCACACCUGACAAGGCCAACGACGUCCAGGACAAGACCUUCUUCAAUCUGAACAAUCCGACUGAGCAGGACCGAUUUCAUUGGAACUACACAUAUGAGGCCAACAGCACGCAAAACCCCCAGUACAAGUACACCUUUCCGGGUGGAACGGCGUGGCUCAGGCUCUUCAAGCCGAAGGUGCAUGCGUGGCUCGGGUUUACGAUGAACCUGAGUAGUCACAUGCCGGACAUCACGCAAGCGCCACAUGAGACAGUGGACAUCCUCGUCCAGAGCUAUGCAGACCUAGACCUAGAUAUUGGCACAGCUGCAGACUUCGACGAAGACAGGUCUUCCUCCGUGCUUCACAACAUGCUGGACGUCUUUCCUAUUCCGAUCCUCAGCAAGCUGAAGACGGACACAGCGCAGUUUAUGCACCCCUUCACCUUUCACAUAGGUGGAACGCCGAUUACGGUGACCCCAGGAUGGAGCAUCAAUAUGAAGAUCUUCCACAUCGGACAGCUCAAGGGCACCAUGCGAGUGGGCCUGGAAACGAAGCUGCUCAGCCGCGGGACGAUGCACUUCGACACAACCUUCGGCGAGCAGCACAACUUUUCUGUGGAGAUGAAGAACGUCAACUUUACUUCUCCAGCCUGGCUGCUCUUCACGAAACACUUUCAGUUGGGCGUGGAAUUCGAGCCAAACAUCUGGGUGAAGGGCGGCUUUGGAUUUCUGCAGGAUGUCGAGCUGGGUUUCGGCUUCAGGCCGUACUGCAACAUUUCCAUCACGGAGCAAUCGGAUGAACUCAUGGGAGGGUCCGAGACGAACGAGCUCGCCAUUUAUCCAUAUCGUGUAGUGGGCCUUCCGUUCGGGAGCUGUUUCGCCUUGAAGAUCAGUGCCAAUGGGCAGUACAAGACCACGGCGUGCCAAGUGAGCGUUGGUGGAGUCAUUCGUUUCCAGAACAAGGUGGAGAUCUUCGAGUUUCCGCCGACGACACAGAAACGGCUUCUUACAGAUCCCAUCAAGGUGGAUGUCCUCAAAGAUGGCAAGGAAACCGUGGCCACCGGUGAGAUUGUCUGCCAGAAGCUGGUGAACGGAAAGUGCGAACCGCAUCCAACGCAAGUUCGCAUGGUGGUCGGCAACCAGGAAGUGCUGGUAGACUUGGGCAUUUACUUCCAGGCGAAUGCCUUGAGCGAGCUGGAGAUCAACAUGCAAAGUAUCAGCGUGCGUGUUCCAAUGUUCACGCUCGACCAUUCUGCUACAGCACUACAAAAAGUGGUGGGCCAAGAAGAGAAUCGCAAGACUUUGGAGUUGUGCCUAUGCCACAACGGGCGCGAAAUGUGUUCGAAACUGAAAGCCAAGUUUCCUGGCGAGAACCAGCUGUUUACCAGCGAUACGAUCUGGGAGCUCGGUCCCGUGUUCACAGAGAAUUGGCUGACCAAGCCGGUCGCUGACCUCGCGCAGGGUCAAUCUGCCAACGAACAAAGGUUGCAGAACAAAGUCGCGGUCCGUGCGAAUGGCACUAUCAUAGCCACGGGUAUGGUUCUUCAGACGAACGUCAAAGAGGAGAAGCCUCUUAACAGCAUUGAGGACUUGGAAAGCGAAAGGAAGGAAGCCAUGCAGACCCUUCCGACGCAGGUAAUGUUGAUGGACGCAGCCAACCCAAACAAGAUGGUCGGCUCGUGUCAGAUUGAAUUAGACAUUAUGCCCGUCGAGUACGGUGCUUUUUGGGUGCAGCCCUUCGAGGGCGACAGGUUUGUCGUCGGGCUCUCCUACACCUUCGCUUGGGCGACGCACGGGGCGGUUGCCGGAAGCUACUACAGCUUCACGAUCGCGCUGCAUGAGGUCUCGAUUAGAGACUAUGACCUGUUUUUCCCCCACCCUCGCUGUGGGGUUGUUAGAUUUUAA
Symbiodinium necroappetens is the source of this 2241-nucleotide messenger RNA. The record is from the annotation of a GenBank genome assembly. NCBI's taxonomy places the organism in Eukaryota, Dinophyceae, Suessiales, Symbiodiniaceae.